Molecule: messenger RNA, 1249 nt
Organism: Daldinia loculata
Lineage: Eukaryota; Fungi; Ascomycota; Sordariomycetes; Xylariales; Hypoxylaceae
Product: LIP-domain-containing protein
Exons: 3
Coding region: 1-1248 (415 amino acids)
Biological process (GO): lipid catabolic process
Molecular function (GO): triacylglycerol lipase activity
Source: RefSeq, a predicted model, not a curated record
AUGGAUUCUAUGCCACAAGAGAAUAAGCUGCCUACUUUAACUAAGGAUGCUGAACAUGCGGCCAAGCAUCAUCUUACUCCUAUGUCACCACCUGUUGAAGAAUCGAGUGGCGCCGACGAGGCGAGUCUAGCAUCUCAACCGUUGCCUCCUAGUAAAGAUCCGUGGUACAAGGCACCGGCCGGUUUUGAAACUAAAGAGCCCGGUACUAUCCUCAGGAUACGUCCUGCACCAGGUAUUCUUGCCUUUAUUGGUAACAGCUCGACUUCGUAUAAUAUACUCUACCGCACCACCGAUUCACGCUACCGGCCCUCUUGGGCUGUUACUACGUUACUCAUUCCUAAAUCCUUCUAUGUCUCUCCUUCGGGAAAGACGGCUAUGCUGUCUUACCAAUUCGCCUAUAACACGGCCAAUCUUGACUCUAGCCCGUCGUAUACCUUGAAUCGGGAGCAAUUGCAGUCUAAUAUUGAUCUCGGCAUUCAUGUACUGGCUGGACACGCUACACUUGACUCAAUUCGCGCGGUUCUCAACUUGGCGCGCUUGACUGGUGAUGCCAACAUCACUACCACCAUGUGGGGUUACAGCGGCGGCAGUAUCGCCACCGAGGCCGCCGCCGAACUGCAGGUUCAAUACGCCCCUGAGCUCGACAUCUCCGGGGUCGUGGUAGGAGGCCUAGUAGACCAUCUCUCAGAUAACAUGGACAUGUUAAACAAGAGCCCCAUCGCCGUUUCCCUAGUAGCCGCCCUCCUCGGGACGACGUCGCAAUACCCCGAAGCCGCGGCGUACGUCCGCAGCCGGCUCCGUCCAGAGACCGCAGACGAGUUCCUCAGCGCUAAGGACAUGGAUUUUAGCGCUUCCCUACGAGCUUUUGCGAUGAGGGACAUCUAUAGCUAUUUCGUAGGCGGGGCGGCGGAUCUGAAAGAUCCGGUGCUGCGCAAGGUGUUCGAUGUGGAAGGGAGACGCGGGUUCCAUGGGGUGCCUGCUAUGCCUAUGUUCGUAUACAAGGCUAUCGGGGAUGAGUUUUGCCCGAUAAAUCUGACGGAUCAACUGGUGGAGAGGUUCUGUGGUAGGGGGGCGGAUAUCGCGUAUGAGAGGAAUAGCGUCGGAGGACAUGUGUCUGAGAUCGCGAAUGGGAAAGGCAGGGCGGUAAAGUGGCUUUGGAGUAUUUUUGACGAAUCUUACGUCCCGGCUGCGGAAGGGGGUGUAAUCCGAGAUGUUGCGGUAAAUACAUAUUCCUCAGAUAAUACGUAAG